AUGACGCUGGCUUCUCAGUGGGAAAAGUUGCGUAACGGUCCACUGGGUGGUGCGUGGGAGGGUGCUUUCGUCUGCAUCUACGCCCUGGCCAUGUUCAUUGGAGAUACGACAGCUCUGUCUAAAACCACCUGGGCAUCUGUGAUCACUGGCUUGCCAGCUGAAGUGGUGCAAGCCGAACUAGAUCGCUUCCAUGGCCAACAGGACGUUGAUGGUGAGAAGGGCAUGACGACGGCACUGACCCAAAUCAGCAUCAGUCACGUGGACCACGCUUCGGUGGGCAUCACUGGUCCUCCAGCUCACCUCACCCAGCUCUUUCGACAAUCAAAGACCCUCGGCUCCUCUCGACACGCCGCACUGCCAAUCUCGGGCGGUCUCUGUCACGUUCCCAAUGUGUACGAUGCCGAAGACCCUCUGCUUUCUCCAUAUACGGGGACCGCCUUUCCGGCCAAGGAUGCUUGCCAUUUGAUCGAGGCUAUAUGCACCGAAGCUCUUACCAAGCCACUGUUCUUUGACAAGCUCACUGAGGGAGCAGUAGCACAUAUUUUGCCUGAGCUCAAUAUUCACGCGGAGCCAUCGUGCCAGAUACUUCAUUACCGAACAUCCCUCCUUCCAGAUACCAUCAUAUCGGCUGUCGUGGAAAAUCUUCCGCCUUCUACUGUCGUGCAACGUCAAGACCUCGUCGACUGGGCGAUGCAAGAUGAAUCUGUGACCGAUCAACAUUGUGGGAACCCAGGCCUGCCACAAGAUUCUAAGCUGGCAAUCGUUGGCAUGGCAUGUCGUAUGCCGGGGGACGCUGAUACACCUGAGCAAUUCUGGCAGCUUCUAGUCGAGGGCCGUGAUACCCACACUCGAGUGCCCCCGGAUAGGUUUGAUCUCCAGGCGCAUUUCGACCCGAGUGGAGAGACGGAGAACGCUGUGGGGACACAGUUUGGCAACUUCAUAUCAAAUCCCGGACACUUUGAUGCCGGCUUCUUCAACAUGUCCCCUCGUGAGGCCCAACAAACAGAUCCCAUGCAACGUCUAGCACUCGUGACAGCUUACGAAGCGCUGGAGAUGGCCGGUUUCGUUCCCAAUCGGACGCCAUCCUCUCAUACCUCGCGAGUCGGGACCUACUAUGGCCAGGCUAGCGAUGACUACCGCGAGGUGAAUGCAAGCCAGAAGAUUGGCACAUAUGGGAUUCCCGGUACCGAGAGGGCCUUCGGCAACGGUCGGAUCAACUAUUUUUUCAACUUCCAAGGACCGAGUUUGAACAUCGACACAGCUUGCUCGAGCGGCUUGGCAGCAGUCCACACGGCCUGUUCGGCACUAUGGGCUGGUGAUGCGGAUACUGUGGUGGCCGGCGGCCUAAAUAUCAUCACAGGCCAGUGCAAAGUAUGGGACGCUGCCGCCGAUGGCUACUGUCGUGGAGAUGGCGUUGGUUCCGUCGUUAUCAAGCGGCUCGAGGACGCCUUGGCGGACAAUGACGUUGUUCUCGGUACUAUUGUAGCCGGUGCUACGAAUCACUCAUCUGACAGCGUUUCCAUUACUCAGCCACAUGCUGGUGCUCAGAUGGACAACUACCGUCAGGUGCUGGACAAGGCAGGUGUCAAGGCUCUUGACGUCAGCUUUGUAGAACUUCACGGGACCGGGACUCAAGUAGGGGAUGCAGUCGAAUCGGAGUCGGUACUCGGUUUCUUUGCACCUCUAGGCCAACGCCAGCACCCCGAGCAACGUCUUCACCUGGGUGCCGUCAAGUCCAACAUUGGACAUGGCGAAGCUGCUGCGGGUAUUGCUUCUUUGAUCAAAGUGCUUCUGAUGUACCGCCACGGGAUUAUUCCACGCCACAUCGGGAUUCAGACGAUGCUGAACCCCGUUGUGGCCCAGCAUUUGGCCCAUCGAAAUGCCAAUGUUCUCUCCGAAAAUACUCCCUGGGUGUUUAAAACAGAUGCCAGUGGUGGCGCGAAGAAACGGUAUUCCAUCGUAAACAGCUUUGGCGCCCACGGCGGCAACACGACGCUCCUUCUCGAAGAUGCACCGCCAUCGACACCAGCCGAAAAGGAGGAAGGAGAUGAGUGGAAAGGAAGGACGCCGGCCUGCGAGGUCGUCUGUAUCUCCGCCAAGAGCAAGGCCUCACUUCGCGGUAAUGUCAGCGGCCUGCUCCGCUAUCUCGAAGCGCACCCAGAGACCAGGCUCAAGGAUGUUGCUUAUACGACGUGUGCCCGCCGGAUGCACCAUCAUAUCCGCAUCGCCGCAUCCGUCUCAAGCACCGCACAACUUGGAGAAUUUCUGCGAGCGGCUAGCAAUGAUCUGGAUUCUCAUGCAAAACUUGUCUCGAGGGCCGUAUCCAACGUCGUCGUUUUUGCCUUCUCCGGACAAGGCUGCUUCUAUCGAGGGGCUGGGGCGGCCUUGUUCGAUAGAGCGCCCGAAUUUCGCGAGAUUGUCCUCCAGCUCGACCGUGUCGUCCGCCAGCUGGGCUUCCCAUCGGUUCUUCCUGCCACAACCAAUAUCGAACGUGAUACCUCCAGCUCCUCGCGCACCUCUUCCCCAAGCAAUCUCAGCGACAAGGAUUUUGCGACUGUACAAUCGAUUGACAGCAGUAUAGACAGCACAGCCUCUGGCUGGGAAGCCUCUGAGAGCCCGUUGGUUACCCAACUCGCUCUGGUGGUCCUCCAGAUUGCCUUAGCACAAUACUGGCAACUUAUGGGCAUCACGCCUGGCAUCGUCAUUGGGCACAGCCUGGGUGAAUAUGCUGCACUGUGCACGGCUGGCGUUUUGUCUGUGGCAGACACUCUCUUCCUUGUAGGCAAGCGGGCCGAGCUCAUGGUGGCCGCAUGCGAGCCUGGGAGCCAUGUCAUGAUGUCCGUUCGUGGAGCCUCGGCCGACCGCAUCGCCCAAUUAUGUCAGGGAUGUGAGAACACGUUCCAUUACGAGGUCUCGUGCAUCAAUGGCCGAGAGGACACUGUCAUCAGCGGUACCCAAGACGACAUGUACGCUCUCCGUGACAUACUGCAGGCAGCACCUGGCCUUAAGUGCGUCCUGCUCGAUGUACCAUUUGCUUUCCAUUCUGCCCAGAUGGACCCUAUCCUCGAUAACUUUGAAACCGCCGCUCUCCGUGUCACGUUCAAAGCACCCAAGAUUCCUGUCAUCUCACCGCUCCUUGGGCAAUCUGUGGCCAAGGAGAAAAUCAUCGAUGGGGUCUAUUUGCGACGGGCCACUCGCGAGACGGUCGAUUUCGUGUCUGCAAUCAACGCAUCUGAGACAGAAGGUCUUAUUGACAGCAGUGCCGUAUGGAUUGAUAUAGGACCACACCCAGUGUGUACCUCCUUUGUUCGGAACUGUCAGGAGAAGAGCGGACCUGUCCAGGCGUUUCCGUCGUUGCGGAAGGCCGACGAUGCUCUGUCGGCCUGGAGUGGAAGUUUGGCAGCACUUCACUGCCUAGGCCUCCCCAUUGCUUGGAAUGAGUACUUUGCGCGUAGCGAAAAGUCGCAUCGAUUGCUUUCCCUUGAAUCGUACCAUUGGAAUCAGAAGAACUACUGGAUCCCCUACGAAGGCGCGUGGACUCUUGACAAGGCGAACCCAGCGCUUGCUGCAGGACACAAGACAAGCAAUCACGGCUCGAGAAAACCGACUUUCCUUACUUCAUCUACGCAGCAGGUCGAUUUUAAGGAUGUAGGGGAGCAGAUGGCACGCAUGACCGUCGUUUCCGACAUAUUCCACCCCGAUCUGCUUGGAGCAGCGGCUGGGCACAAGAUCAAUGGACGGAGUGUAUUGACUGCGAGCAUCUGGGCCGAUAUCUGUCUAACUGUUGCCGAGAAUCUUUAUAGACGACUGGCACCAGACGCCGGUAGACUUUACAUGGACGUGAGAGAGAUGGAGGUCGUCGAGGCUCAAGUCGUGUCCGAUGAAGACCCAUCACCCGGGUCUACACCAGUGCAGUUCAUUCGCGUGGAAGCACUGCUAGACAUGUCUCGAGGCCAAACGCAAGUGAGCUUCUACUCUGCCAACCCCGACGGGACACGCAAGACGGACCAGGCCUUCGCGACGUCGGUAGUCUGCUACGAAGACCUGAAGACCUGGCAGGCCGAGUGGCAGAUGGCCUCAUACCUUGUCGCCUCGCGUAUCGAUGCCGUGUGGAAUGCGACGUCCGACCGCCAAGUCCUGUCGCGAGCGAGCCGCGAACGAGUGAGCGUACUGUCUCAGGGCGCGGCGUAUCACCUUUUUGCAAACAUUGUCGAUUACGGAGUUCGAUACCGCGGCAUGCACCGUGUAGCCCUGAUCGAGGACGCGUUGGAAGCCACGGCAGACGUGGUGCUAAAUGCAGACCGCCACGGCACUUGGAAUACACCUCCCCACUGGAUAGACGGCGCCUUCCAACUGGCCGGAUUUAUCAUGAAUUCGUUCGGCGUGCAUAAUGUCGACGGCUAUGAUGACCCUCCGGUCGCCGGCUCGUCUCGGGACUUCUUCUACAUCACACCGGGAUGGCGGCACCUGCGCAUGGCAGAACCGCUCGAGCCAGGUCCCGACGUUAUGUAUCGCAACUACGUCCGCAUGUCGCCCAUCGAUGGCGAAACAGGAGCAUAUUCGGGCGACAUCUAUCUUCUGAGGGGCGCGAAAAUCGUGGGUGUCUGUGCAGGCAUCAAAUUCAAGCGUGUCCCCCGGGCCUUGAUGCCAAUCAUGUUUCCUCAACGCCAAAAGAAAAAAAGCGGACUUCCUAGGCAUGUUCCAGAUCAAGACCUCGUUUCUUCUGGCUUCGACAAUGCAAGGCCAUCCGUUGCAGCCAUCUCCGUUCCGCAGCAAAAAGGCCAGGUGCCCGUGACAGAGCUCCUUGCUGCAUCGACCUCCAUAGAAGCUAGCCAGUCGAAAACAACGGAAGGCGGACAAUUACCCCAUGUAGCCGCCUGCAUUCAACUCAUCGCGAAUGAGACGGGACUGGACACGGACGAUAUUUCAGCCGAAGCCGCAUUUGCCGAACUGGGUGUCGAUUCCUUGAUGUCUCUUACACUUGCGGCUAAGAUCCAGACCGAGCUAGGUAUCUCGGUAAAGGCGUCGGUCUUUCUCGAAUGCCCCACCGUCAAGGACUUGGAGAAAUGGUUGACGAAGCAUGGCCCUCAAUAG
Messenger RNA from Grosmannia clavigera kw1407, 5094 nucleotides. RefSeq names its product polyketide synthase. The record is from RefSeq and is a predicted model, not a curated record. Bases 1 to 5094 code for a protein of 1697 amino acids. The transcript is spliced from 6 exons. Gene Ontology annotation, biological process: fatty acid biosynthetic process; secondary metabolite biosynthetic process. Lineage: Eukaryota; Fungi; Ascomycota; Sordariomycetes; Ophiostomatales; Ophiostomataceae. Gene Ontology annotation, molecular function: 3-oxoacyl-[acyl-carrier-protein] synthase activity; fatty acid synthase activity; phosphopantetheine binding.